Molecule: messenger RNA, 8877 nt
Organism: Plodia interpunctella (Indianmeal moth)
Lineage: Eukaryota; Metazoa; Arthropoda; Insecta; Lepidoptera; Pyralidae
Exons: 6
Coding region: 372-8753 (2793 amino acids)
Source: RefSeq, a predicted model, not a curated record
AUAUAAAAAGUACCCUAUGUGCUAUUUCAGGUUAUAUUGUACCCGUGUACCAAAUUUUGCAUGCAAGAGUGACACACAUACACAAACUAGCAAAAUACCCAAGAUAGGAUUUUACGAAAUGCCCAAAUAAAAACGUUGUUAAAAUCAAGUCGAACAGAAUGCCAUAUCCACCCAAACGAACAUCAUUUGAAGUUUCCUAUUUUCUUUACCAAAUCGUGUAUUUUAUAAAUGAAGUAUAAACCAAACAAAAUAUAAUUUAACCCGCAAUUAUAAGGUCAUAUUACAACGCCUCGCGCGGUCCCCUGUUUUCAUAAACAUAUAUAUAUUGGUUAAUUUAUUGUAACUCCGUUUCAUAUGGACGUUGGUUGAGAAUGAGAUUUGCAAUAUGCGGACUUCUUUGUCUCAAUUUAGUUUUUUCCGUCCCGCAAGCCUCGCUUGCAGAUGAAGAAACCUAUUUGGGUGAUAUAAACAUAGAUUCGUAUGCGGCGCGUAGAAAUAAUCCCGAAAAUAAUGGAGAUUCAGAAAAACCCGAAACACUUGAGCGUAUUGAUAGACCGUAUGCUGUAGAUCAAAAUGAUGAUACGAGCCCUGACGAUACAAACCGCAGAAAAGAAAACAGCUACAGAGUUGUUAUGAAACAGACCUAUAAAAUCCGUGAGCCAGUAAAGUAUAAUGUCAGCCGUGUUAUUAAAACAAAAGUCACAAGGUCUAGGCCCGUUGUGCGUAAGAUAUACCGAAACAGAUAUGAAAAUUCAGAUGGUGCUUUAUCUAAAAUUUAUUAUGCUGGUAGAGAAAAUAAUGCAAACGUCGAAUACUUGCCCCUCUCUGCUGAUGUUCAAGUUGACGUUGAUACUAAUGAAGUUACAAGUGAUCAAACGUUAAAAGCCUAUCCGCAAAUCGAAGUUAAUGAAAUGGCUCGCAUUAAUGAACUAAGAUCUCAGAACCAACAAAAUUACCAUCCGUUAGAAUUAUUGAAACAAAAUGAUCGAUUAACAAGUCGAGGUCAAUUGCAAAGUAUCCAUAGUUACGCAUAUGUAUAUCCAAAAACGAUCGUAAAUUAUGCGCUUAAUCCGAACUCAAAUAGAAAUGAUUAUAAUAAAAGAUAUGAGCGUGUUUUCAAUAUGGAAUAUAAACCUGAAAUUUUAAAUAACUAUGUAUAUGAUAUUAAAAAUGGCCUGCGUGUAACAGGCAAUAAAUAUCCAGACAAUUAUAAGGCUCAAUGGUAUCAAACUAUCGGUACACUGAGUGACAAUGAUGAAAUUGAAAAGGAAAAUCAAGUAACCGAAAAUCAAAAAGUUAUUUCAGCACCAACCGAACAUGCUAAAGAAUUAUCAGAGUUUGGUAAAGGGUUAAUUCAAUUGAACAAUUUCUUGAAUGAUAAUAUGCACAAAUCUAAGAAAAGGGGUUGGUUUGAUGGUUAUGAUCAAAGUCAAUCUGAUUUAGCAAAAGAUUCCUCGAUUUAUACAAUAAAGAUCGGUGGAGGUUAUACACAAAACUCUGAGGUAAAUAAUAAUAAAGAAGUAGAUGAAAUAUAUAGUAAAUUUGACUUUACUCGCAGUACGACUCCUUUAGCCAAUAGCGCUGAUAUAACAAGUGCUGAGGCUGAUUCGCACAUGCUGAGAGUUACAAUCGACAAAGAGACAAAACCGCCUGAGAAAUCUGAACAUGUAUGGACUAUAACCCCAUAUAGUUCUCCAAUCGCAACCAGCGAACAUAAUCACGUAUCAAGCACUACAAUUGAUUCACCUAAAUUUAGAGAAAGGAUAAGUGCUCCGAUAGUUUCUAAAGAAAAUGAUGGAACAAAUGUUCAACCAAUUAAAGAAGGAGAUGAGUUAAAUAUGAAUGAUAAUCGAUCGGUAGAGCCCGAGGAACAGGUUUUUACUGAAAAAUUUACAGAUUGGACUCGAGCUCGCCAUACAUUACUACCAGAUGAUGAAGAUCUUGUAAGAGUGAUACAAAAAUCAAAUGAAGAACCUGCAUUCCCUAUAGUUUCAGAUGACGACGAGACCCUGUCUAACCCUGGCGAAAGAUUAGACGAAAACCAAUCAGGCCUAGAUAAUCCUAAAACACUUCGUCCUAAUACAGGAAAAUCUGUCGACGGAAAUCAAAAUUUGAAUGUGCUAUUGGAAAAACUAUCUGAUCUUCGAUUGCGUCCCGAUAAAGAAUUACAUAAAAUAGAGGACAACCCUUUUUUGUCAUGGGAAGUAGCACAUAAAAUUGAUACUAGUACCAAUUCAGAUGAAACUUUGUAUGAAACAACUGAAAAUCCAACAUUAGCAAACGUAUACGUAACCAGCCCAGCGUCUGGGACUUUGCGUGAAAAUCCAAAUCGGGAUUUACAAAGUGUAACUGAAUUCAGUUCCGAUCCUGUUACGAUUUUAAACGAAACUGGUGAAAAACCGAAAGAUCUUCGUUAUGGUUAUAGUAAUACGUUUGAUUUAAUUGAUGACAAUCCGGAGUUACAUGAAGCAUACGAAAAAAAAUCAGAUUUCACUAAUAAUUUUGACACAAUAAACUACAAUCCUGAAAAUAUUCGAGAAUUCUAUUCUGGUUAUGGUGAUGGUGUAACUGUUGAAAAUCCAAAAAGAUUUCAUACUUUCGUUCCGGAUUUCGUCGGGAAUUUUGAUAAAUAUGUUGAUAGUCGGCCUUACAUAUCUCAAGUUUACUCUCCCUAUGGUGAUCUUUUAAGUACAGAAGCAAAACCUAAAGAACACUAUUCUGGUUUAUUAAAUACAUUAGAAAAAGCCUAUCAAAGUUCCGUUUUGACACCACACGAAGGCUUUUCUGCUUACGCAAAAAUUUUGGGCCAAGCAAAUGAAAACCCAAUUGUAUUACCACAAAAAGUAUAUGAAGCUGGUGGUUAUGAUACGGGUUACAAUUGGGAAGAAUCAAACAAUCCGAAUGGAAUAUUAAAAAAAAUAUCUAACGUCUAUUCUGGUUAUGAUAACGUUUUGCAAAAAACAGAUGGAGACCCUAAUAGACUUUAUCCUAAUUUAGUUAAUACAUCAGACAAAACAGUCAAACAUCCAUUAGAAAAAUUGUAUGACGUCAGUUCCGACACGGGUGUUAAUGUGGAUGAAAUAAGCAGCCAAAAAGGAAUAUUGGAAAAAGUAUCUGAAUUCUAUUCUACUACUAGUGAAGCUGUAGGUACAACGAACGAAAAACCUACAAAACUUAACGUUGAUAUAGUCAAUUCAUUGGAUGAAACGAAUAAAAAUCCAGUUCUGGCAUUGAAAAAAAUCUAUGAAGUUAAUACAGAUGUCAUUGAAAAUGUAGACGAAACAAUUGUUAGCCCAAAUGGAGUGUUCCAAAAUGUAACUGAAAUCAACUCUGCUCCUGACAAGACUUCAGAAAAAAUUGGAAUGGUGACAAAUGAACCUGGUUCAAUUUCACACACGAUAAAAGAUCCAGACAUAGUUCAAAAUGUGGUUGUCGAAGAAGAAAUAUUAGAGAAAUCUACCACACAUAUUAUUCCAUCUAGCACUCCAGAAUUAAAUGAAAAUCAACUGACAUUAGAAGAAGAAUCUGUUUUACCCUUAACUACUAUACCCAAUGUAAAUUCACUUGAUACACAUUUGCCAGAAGUUAUAAAACAUCCCAAAGUUACAGAAGAAUUAGAGGAAGUUAAAAUAAAAGCUACACUUUUAGAUUUACAAACUGAUCUCACUGAACAUUUAAGGAUCAAUAAUAUACCAGAUCUUUUGGUUGAAACCGAACCACUAACUAAAAAGCAAUCUGAACCAGAAAAUAAGUCUAAUGAUUUCGAUGAAUCAGCGUGGACACUGUUUCCUCUCGAUGACGAUGAAGACACCGGUAAAGAAGUUUCGGUGGAGGAACCUGAUGAGAAUAAAAGAUAUUUCCCCCGCUUCCCCCGCCCCCCGCACGUGCCCCCGCCCCGCCCCCAGGAGUCGCCAGAGAAGGUGGUAGAAAUAUUUCCGAUAGAACACUAUGGAUACGACGUCAACGCUAACGAUGGACUCAAUUAUCCUGAAUUGUGGAGUGCUGAGUUUCAGACCGAAGAAUCGCAGGGAAAGAUGAAUCCUUACUCUUAUAUCAAUAAGGACGAUGUAAAUGAAGGACUGCAGUAUCCAGAGCUAGAACCGUUAAGAAUGUCAAAAAUUACGCAUACCACAGUAAAUUUGCCGACGAAAUAUCAUUAUGUACAGAAAAAGCUAAAUUAUCAUGAUGUCAACGAUGUCGAUGAAAAUAAAUACGAGCUCGUGCAUUUGUGUAAACUGGCCAGAGUGAAUUUAAACAGACUUAGAAACUUCGUGUCCAGAACUUACGGUUUGAACACUAAAACCGCUGAAGAAAGCGAUUUGAUUACAAUAAUUUAUAUUAUGGGAACUUUGAACGAAGCGAGGAAAUCAGAUUUGCCUGUUGAAAAUAUCGUAGACGAUUUACAAGCUAAUCUCAGGAGAUUAGGUGAAUUGAGAAAAAUGUUGUGUAAAGAUAUCGAUGAUAAUGACCACAAUGUGGAAAAUUUUGAUGACAGUGUUGAGAAUAAUGAAGAUAUAACGUUUCAUGCAAAUAUAUUACACCUUUUCGAUCAAUAUAUACUAGGGAGAGAAAAUAAAAAAGGUAAUUUAAAUAAUAAAACUCCGAAAUCACAUUCUGUGCCAGAUCAUGUGAAAAUUGUGAAGCAAAAUCAUUACGAAAUUAAACCACACACCUUAGAAUAUACAAAGGAACAUUUGUAUGUAACUAGACCAGACACAGAAGAGACAGUAAAUACAAAUUCUUAUGUAUCUAUAGACCAUAAUACAGUUGUAACUAAGCAUAAUACGCAACCUGUUAAAACAAAUGUUGAAAAUAUAGACCAAAAUGCGUAUGAUAUUGAACCAGAUUAUGAAAAUUCGUAUGAAAAUUUGUACACAUUCGCACCAGAUAAUACUGAAAAUGUAAAAUUUUACACACCGACACCAUAUUACGUAAAUAAUAAAAAACCAAAAGCAGCAAAUAAACCACGUAAUGUGAAUAAUCCCAAUGAUAAAUUGUAUACAAUCCAACCAGAUCAUACAGGAAAUUUAGACACAUAUACAUUAAAUAAAAAUAUCAAUCCAGAGACACCAGCUUAUUUUAAAAAGUUAAGCUUAAAUGUAAAUGAUAUUGAACCUGAAUAUGGGGAAAAUACAUAUGAAUAUACAAUAUCACCUAAUCACCGAGAAAAUAGAAAUAAAAACGUAGAUUCGAUAACACCGAGUUAUGCUAAUACUUUAAAUGAUAAAUUAUAUAAAAUUCAUCCAGAUGAGCCUGAAGAUAUUGAUACAUAUACAAUUAUUACAGAUAAAUAUCCAGAUGCGACUAUUUUUGUUGAUACUACUGAACCAGAAUAUGUUGAAAGUGCAGAUGAAAUGAGCUACACACAGGAACCAGACAAUGAACAUCUUUCUAAACAUUUUUAUUCAAAUAGACCAGCAUAUGAAGAAAUUUCAAGUCAUUAUAUGUACACAUACCAACCUGAUUAUACAGACAAUGUAAAUCAAAAUGAAUAUCCAUACAACGAAAAUUAUUAUCCAUAUGGAACGCCUUAUGCUGAAAAGACAGACAAAAAUUUGUACAACACUCAACCAAAAUAUGUUGCAAACGGAAUUUCGCAUACAAAGAGGCCAGACUAUAAUGACAAAUUGUCUCGAGAAUUGUACACGGAAAAUCCGAAUGACGAAGGAAACACAAUUCAUAAUAUAUAUCCAAAUAUACCAGAUUCAGCUGAAAUAUAUCAACAUUUCUAUAAUGAAUUGCCUAUAUAUAAACCGUAUACCGAUCAACAUAAAGAUGACAGCGUAUCCGUUGAUUCUUUGGAGUUUAUAGACGAAAAUUUGUUUGAAAUUAAGCAAAAUCUGUAUCCACUUAACCUAGAUGAAUUAGAGAGGACAAAUAAAAUAUCACAUCCAAUAGAUGUCGAUUUAGAAGGCAUAUAUAAAAACGCAUAUACAACCAAACCCGAUUCAGAUUAUGAGGAAAAUGUUGAAAGUAUUUAUACUGUCGAUCCGAAUUAUGUGGAAAACGUAGAACAAAACUUAAAUCCUAAUGAACAUAUAUAUACACUUCUACCAGACUAUACGGAUGAUAUUAAUCCAAAUAUUCAUUCAACUUAUCAAUAUAUUUAUCCCGUUACACCUGGUUAUGUAGAUAAUAUAAACCAGAAUUUAUACCCCAAGGAAUCAGAUCUAGAAAAAUAUUAUUUAAAUCCAUUGAGCCCUGUUAACAAAGAUCCAAAUUUGUACACAAUGGAACCGGCAUCCAUCACGAGAACAAAUGAAUAUCCAUAUACCGACCAGCCAAUCGGUAGCGAAACCACAAGUCAAAAUGAAUUUCCAGUUGAUGACAAUAAAAAUCCUGCUAGACAAAAUUAUGUAGAGUCAAUCGAAAAUCCCGAGAAAUCUGUUUUUAUAGAAAAUAUUAAUCAAGAAUUUUAUCCAGUCCAUCUGGUUGGAGAUAAUCAAAAUUUGUAUACAGCUGAGCCAGAUUAUACCAAAACCAAUGAAGAAUUUCAAACAAGUAAACCAAAUUAUAUAGAUUUGGAUAAUUAUACAAUUAAUCCGAAUAAAUAUACUGUUACAACAGAUGAUGUUGAAAAUAAUGACCAAUGGAAUCCAGUUUUAUCAGAUUCUUUGAAAAAUACAAACGAUAAUUUAUAUACACACCAACCUGAUUACGUGGAUAAUUAUUCAGUCAACCAUCAUAAAUUCCCUGUUAUGCAUGAUUAUAUGGAAGAUAAUGACAAAAAUUUGAAUCCAAUAUCAACAGGUUUUGUGAAACAUCCCAAUGACAAUUUGUAUUAUCAUCAAUCUGACAGUGACGAUAAUUAUUCAGUCAAUCAGCAUAAAUAUCCUGUUAGGCAAGAUCAUGAUGAUAACAAUGAUGAAAAUUGGGACCCAAUUGUAACCGGUUAUAUGGAAAAUACAAACUAUAAUGUCUACACACGCCAACCUGACUUCGUCGAUAAUUAUCUUGUCAAUCAGCACGAAUACCCUGUUAUGCAUGGUUUUAUUGAAAAUAAUAACCAAAAUUGGAAUCCAAUAUCACCAGGCUUUGCGAAAAAUACCAAUGACAACUUGUAUUAUCAUCAACCUGACAGUGAAGAAAAUUAUUUAGUCGAUCAGCAUAGAUAUCCUCUUAGGCAAGAUUAUGAUGAUAACGAUGAUGAAAAUUGGAAUCAGAUUUCAGUCGAUUAUGUGGAAAAUACCAAUGAAAAUAUGUAUACACGCCAACCUGUCUUAGUAGAUAAUUAUCCUGUCAAUCAGCAUGAAUAUCCUGUACAUCAAGACUAUGUUGAAAAUAAUGAUCGAGAUUGGAAUCCAAUUGUAGCCGGUUAUGUGGAAAAUAACAUCGAUAAUUUGUAUUAUCAUCGACCCGGCUAUACAGAUAAUUAUUCGGUCAACCAAUACGAAUAUCCUGGUACAGCAGACAUAAAUAAAAUUAAUCAAUACAAAUAUCCAGUCCGUCCAGAAUAUGUAACGAAAACUACACAAAAUUUGUAUAUAAACCAACCAGAUUAUGCUGAAAACAUAGCUCACAAUGUCUAUCCAUCAAAACUAAACAACUUAGGCAAUGAAAAUCUAAAUUAUCUAAUCAGGCCGAAGUAUUUUGAAAAUAAUAACCCUAAUGUGUACGAACUCGAACCGGAAAAUAUUGAAAAUCAAUUUUAUUUACACCAACCUAACUAUUUAGAUUAUGUACGUAACAAGGUUUAUUCUUACAAUCACUUACCGGAAAUUACAUAUGAAUAUCCAAUAAAAUCAGCUAAAAGAAAUCAAGUUACAAAUGUAGAAAAUCUGAGUCCCAGUGAUGUUAAUCUACAAUCUAAUUUAAAUCCAUCUACAAAUAAUAGUGUAAUCGAUUUUAGUAAUGAAUCAACUGUUGCACCUGUUUAUUUUCUGGAUAUAAUUUCUACAGCUCCUAAUGCAGUUCAACCCGUUGACGUAACUUCACAAACUUUAAAUGUUAAAGUCAACUCGGCAGAUCAACCAUCGACAAUGAAACCAAAAUCUUAUGUAGACAAAGUGUCUGACCAUAUUAAUAUUUUAAAUAAACCCUUUGAAAAACCACCCCAAACUUUAAAUGCAAUAAAUUCGGAAAACUGGCCAGUGUACGCAUAUCCAAAAUCGAAUGAAAAUGGAAAACUCUCAGAUGAUAAUUAUAAACAAUUAUUAGAAGAGCUGAAACAGUAUGAUUUUAUUAAAUACGGACAGACUCCUAAAAAUGGAUACGCAUACGACAUCAACACUUUGGAUCAUAAUAAAAAUGAGAAACCGUACAGUUGGAAUGACAGGGAUUGGUUCAAAUCUUAUUACGACAACGCACUAAAAAAACCUGGACAUUUCAAUGUCUAUUUGAAUGAUAAAAAAAUUAACUUUAGGCCAGGAACAUAUAACAAAUCCGUUUUAGAAAAAUUGUAUGGACAAAAUGUAAGAAUUAACGGUUACCUCCAUAAGGUUGAUUUAGAAGCAUUAGUGAAUAUGGCGCAUUAUGUGUCGGCAAGCUACGAUAGCCAACUAGCCACAAAAGAAUUGAGUUUGUUGCUAGAAGUGCGCGAUAAAAUUGAUAUUUCAAUCGUAACUAAUGUAAUUUGGAACGAAAUACUUAGAUUGAGAACUUUAGGAGUAUUUGAAGAGAAUAUAAUACAAUUCGUUCAUAAAUUAGUGGCCGAUAUAGUGCCCUACGCUUUUAGGGACUCCCAAAAAUGUCAAGAAAUACUUUUGAAACAUUUGUUGUCUUCCAUUAAGGAACUGGAAAGUAAUGACAUGUGAACGUGCUAAUUUAUAUAUGUAUUAUGUAUAUAAAUAUUGUCAACACAUAUUUUAGACGAAAACAUGUGUGAUUUUUGUAUGUAAUAUAUUUUAUUGUGUAAAUUUAAUAAAGUAAUUUUAAGUA